This is a messenger RNA of Eruca vesicaria subsp. sativa (arugula), 1804 nucleotides long. The record is from the annotation of a GenBank genome assembly. Lineage: Eukaryota; Viridiplantae; Streptophyta; Magnoliopsida; Brassicales; Brassicaceae.
AUGAAGGGUGGUGAUGAGGUGAUAGCUUCGUCAGGGCCUUUGGAUUGGAGAUUCUCUCAGGUUUUCGGUGAACGCAGCGCUGGUGAAGAAGUUCAUGAAGUUGAUAUAAUUUCAGCGAUUGAGUUUGAUAAAUCUGGUGACCAUCUUGCAACUGGGGACCGUGGUGGACGUGUUGUUCUUUUCGAGAGAACGGAUUCUAAAAACACCAGUGGAUCUAGAAAAGAUCUUGAAGGAACGGACUAUCCAACGAGACACCCGGAGUUUCGUUAUAAAACUGAAUUUCAAAGUCAUGAACCUGAGUUUGAUUACCUCAAGAGUUUGGAGAUAGAGGAGAAAAUCAACAAAAUUAGAUGGUCUCAAACAGCGAAUGGUGCUCUUUUUCUCCUUUCAACAAAUGAUAAAACCAUCAAGUAUUGGAAGGUCCAAGAGAAAAAGAUCAAGAAAGUAUGUGACAUAAAUACAGAUUCUUCCAGAUCUCUUGGAAAUGGAAGUGUUGGAAGCUCAAGUAAUUCAAACAGUACAAACUCAUGCCUUACUAAUGGAGGAGUACCUGACAAUUAUUUAAGCAAUGGCUACACAUUUCCGCCAGGAGGCAUCCCAUCACUGCAAUUACCUACGGUAACUAUUAGCACUGAGACUAGCCCUGUGGCUAAAUGUCGAAGAGUGUACACUCAUGCUCAUGAUUAUCACAUCAAUUCAAUCUCAAACAAUAGUGACGGUGAGACAUUUAUUUCUGCUGACGAUUUGCGUAUAAAUCUUUGGAACCUGGAGAUAAGCAAUCAAAGUUUUAACAUUGUUGAUGUCAAGCCUGCGAAUAUGGAAGAUUUAACUGAGGUUAUCACAUCAGCCGAAUUUCAUCCAACACAUUGUAAUACCUUAGCGUAUAGCAGUUCGAAAGGCUCAAUUCGGCUAAUUGAUCUGCGACAAUCAGCUUUAUGCGACUCACAUUCCAAAUUGUUUGAGGACACAGAGACACCAACUUCUAGAUCAUUUUUCACUGAGAUAAUUGCUUCAAUUUCAGACAUCAAAUUCGCAAAAGGGGGAAGAUAUAUACUUAGCCGUGACUAUAUGACGCUUAAGUUGUGGGACAUCAACAUGGACUCUGGUCCAGUAUCAACUUUCCAGGUCCAUGAACAUUUAAGACCAAAGCUCUGUGAUUUAUAUGAAAACGAUUCCAUCUUCGACAAGUUCGAGUGUUGUCUAAGUGGUGACGGGUUGCGAGUGGCUACCGGUUCUUACAGCAAUCUCUUCCGUGUGUUUGGUGUUUCUCCGGGAAGUACUGAAACUAUCACCUUGGAAGCAAGCAAAAACCCAAUGAGGAGACAAGUCACAACUCCAGCGAAGCCGUCAAGACCAUCAUUGAGCAGUAUAACGCGUGCGGUUAGAAGAGGAGGAGCAGAGAGUCCCGUAGGCGAUGGGAAUGGUAAUUCUUUUGACCAUACAACCAAGUUACUGCAUCUCGCAUGGCAUCCAACAGAGAACUCGAUAGCUUGCGCUGCUGCCAACAGUUUGUACAUGUACUAUGCUUGAAAAAAAGAAUAUACUCAAAUGGAGAAAGAAGCUUGGCUACACUAGUGAAACUAAAGGAUCGAUCGGAGAUGCUCAUAUAACAACAUCUUCGUAUUACAGCUUAAAACUUGGUCCUUUAUAUGCUUUUGUUUGUAUCAUCAACUACAAAAAAAAAGGGAAUCCGAUUAGAAGAAAAAUCGUGAUUGUAGUUUUCUCUCACAUAACUUCUUGUGAGAGUUGUUUAUUUCGGAAAUAUUCUUGGAAUUAUAAAUAUUUUUGUUUUUCCAUAUAUUUU